Molecule: messenger RNA, 1380 nt
Organism: Trichoderma reesei QM6a
Lineage: Eukaryota; Fungi; Ascomycota; Sordariomycetes; Hypocreales; Hypocreaceae
Exons: 1
Coding region: 1-1380 (459 amino acids)
Molecular function (GO): DNA binding
Source: RefSeq, a predicted model, not a curated record
AUGGAGACGUACCACGGCUAUGUACGGACUCCAGCUGAUGCCAUCAAACUGUUCGAAGCCUGUCGGCUAGGCCAUCUGCCUCGGGUCCAGAGGCGACUCUCUGAAAAGGAGAGGCAGUCUAUCAGAUCCGGCUCAGUCUUUGUGUGGGACGAGCGCGAAGCAGGCAUGCGGCGAUGGACGGACGGCAAGUCUUGGAGUGCUAGCAGAGUGUCGGGCAGCUUCCUGACGUACCGCGAAAUGGAGGGCAAGCGAGGAGGCGGCUUUGGAGGAAGCAGACGGGGCAACGGCAAGACGCCCGAAUCUGGGCGCGGUAGCGACGAGGACCAUGACGACGGCGAGCCGGAAGGAUACCGAUACAAGGCCGACGGCCUUAUGAAGCAGUCGUUCAGCAUCACCACGUCGACCGGCCAGCACCUCCACCUCAUCUCGUACUACUCUCGGCCUCAGCCGGGGCAGCCCGAGCUGCCUCAGCCGACCAACGAUCCGAUGCUGCGAUCCAUCAUCCCGAUGAAGGGCAUGUACCCGGAGUCCAGCAUGGGCGAGACGAACCAGACGCCUGCACUGACGAGGGCGCCGAUGCUGCAGCAGCCGCCUUACAUGAUUGCUCCUCAGCAUCAGCACCACCACCCUCCUCACCCGGCGCAUCAUCAACCGCCGUUUGCGAGCCAUUACCAGCCCGGGUAUGGCUGGCCUCCGUCGCCAGUCGCGACCCCUCCGUACAGCCAUUACACCUAUAGCCAUCCUCCUCCCGUCCACCAUCUGCCUCAUCCGUAUGCCCCCCAAGGUCCGCCGCCGCCUCACCACGGCUAUGCACCGCCUCCGCCUCCUCCGCCGCAUCACUACCAACAACAUGGCGCGCCUAGUCCCUACGACCGGCCUUCAUUACCGCCUCUGCAAAACACGCCAAAGCCGGCCCCUCUGCCUCCGUACCAUGGCCCGCAGCAUUCCCAAGGACCGACGCCGCCCCGUGGCCACGAGUCUCCCCACCAGCCAACCUUGCAGGCUGCCGCGCAAGCCGCCAUGGGCGAUUCACGGACCCCGCCCGAGAAGAAGCCUCAGGGGCCUCUUCCAGCUCUGGGGACUGUUGCCAACGGGCCUCUUGUCUCUGCCCACAGCGGACUGCACACUCCUCCCACACGGACGCUGAGCCCGAGUCCGCCUCAAAGUUCCCAUGUGGAGACGCAUACUAGCACCAGCACCAGCAACAAAGCAAGCCUGUCCGCGCUGCUGCACCCCACGACGUCUUCCUCCACAGAGGCCGGUGCAAACGGCAGCGCUCACAGCAGCCCAAGGACGGCCAGUAUCACCAUGGCUGAAAAGGGAGGCGCCAGCGAAGACGCGCGAGCCCUGCGGAUGCUUGACCGCAAGUUUUGCAUCUAG